GUUCCGGACUGGGCGGACACGGUCAAACUGGCCAAGCACAAGGAGUUGGCGCCCUACGACGAGAACUGGUUCUACACCCGCGCGGCCUCCACGGCCCGGCACCUGUACCUGCGAGGCGGGGCGGGGGUUGGCUCCAUGGCCAAGGUUUACGGGGGGCGGCAGCGCCGCGGGGUCCGGCCCAGCCACUUCAGCCGCGGCUCCGGGGCCGUGGCCCGACGGGUCCUGCAGGCGCUCGAGGCCCUCAAGGUGGUGGAGAAGGACCAGGACGGGGGUCGGAAGUUGACUCCGCAGGGGCAGCGGGACCUGGAUCGCAUCGCGGGGCAGGUCGCCGCCGCCAGCAAGAAGCACUGAGGGAACCAAUAAACUCUGAACCCCCCUGA
Molecule: messenger RNA, 380 nt
Organism: Neopelma chrysocephalum (saffron-crested tyrant-manakin)
Lineage: Eukaryota; Metazoa; Chordata; Aves; Passeriformes; Pipridae
Product: 40S ribosomal protein S19
Exons: 4
Biological process (GO): ribosomal small subunit assembly; translation
Cellular component (GO): ribosome; cytosolic small ribosomal subunit
Molecular function (GO): structural constituent of ribosome; RNA binding
Source: RefSeq, a predicted model, not a curated record